AGUUGGAGGUUAUCUGGUAGGGAGUAAGAGUGACCGAAGAACCUUUUGCUGCAACUAGAAUACUGACCGAGUCCAGACGGGUUGAGCUUCAUGAGCACCGAAUAUGGUUGGGCUGCUAACUCGGUUCUCGAAUAUACGGUGGUACUAGCAAAUUCGUCAAUCGUCACUGUUAGCGAGACUAAUCAUCCUGACCUCUGGAUGGCUCUCAAAGGGGGUGGGAACAACUUCGGUAUUGUGACGUCGUAUCUGCUUCAAGCAUACCCUCAGGGCGACAUAUGGGGUGGCAACCUUGAAUUCGAUGCCACGCCAGAGAAUAACGCCGCUAUCCUAGCUGCGGUUCGUAAUUUUACCGAAAACUACCCUGAUAAGAAGGCUGGCAUAAUCGUAACGUCUGAAAGAACUCUGAGCACACUGAUCGACAUCUGGGUCUUGUUUCUUUACUACAACGGGCCCGAGCCACCGCAAGGCGUAUUCGAUAGCUUCCUCGCUAUCGGGCCUAACAUCAACACCUGCAAGACACAGAGGUAUGCUGACCUCCUCAGCGGGAACAACUGGUCCGUCCUGAAGGGCAGUGUCUAUACCAUCGGAACGGAAACUAUUCCAUUGCCUAGCAAGGAGUAUGGUCCCGAAGUCAUGCAGGCCAUCUAUGACCACUGGGUGAAGGUCAGCGAUACGACCAAAUUUGUUCCAGGACUCGUUGCCAGUAUCGCUUUCCAACCCAUGCCAAGAGGAGUAGCAACGAUUGCCAAAUCCAAGGGUGGAGAUAUGCUAGAUCUAGAUGAUGACCACGACCGUAUUAUUGUCGAGCUGGACUACAGCUUCUAUUCCAAGUUGGACUUUGAUCAGGUUGACAUAACGAUGCGCGCUACAUAUGGUGGUUUCCAGAGCAUUGUUAAGGGAUACCAGCAAGGUGGUGUGCUCCCAUCUGAUGUGUACCUGCCGCUUUUUAUGAACGACUGUUUCUACCCACAGGAUUACUUUGGCAGAUUGAGGCCGGAAAAGUUGCAGUUGGCUCAGACUGUCCAAUCUCAAGUUGACCCUGAUGGCUUCUGGAGUGAGAGGACAGGAGGAUUCAAGAUAGCCUCGAAGCAAUAAGUAUGAUAAUUAAAUGAUUAAGCAUUCUCAUUAGUGAGAAAUAUGAUCAUUGUCAAACCAAAUCAAAUCAAAGCACAAUUAUCUGUUCAA
Messenger RNA from Daldinia decipiens, 1185 nucleotides. RefSeq lists its product as uncharacterized. The record is from RefSeq and is a predicted model, not a curated record. The coding region runs from base 91 to 1095 and encodes 334 amino acids. Gene Ontology annotation, molecular function: flavin adenine dinucleotide binding. The transcript has a single exon. Lineage: Eukaryota; Fungi; Ascomycota; Sordariomycetes; Xylariales; Hypoxylaceae.